This is a messenger RNA of Cannabis sativa, 1255 nucleotides long. RefSeq names its product phosphopantothenate--cysteine ligase 2. The record is from RefSeq and is a predicted model, not a curated record. Gene Ontology annotation, molecular function: phosphopantothenate--cysteine ligase activity. The transcript is spliced from 8 exons. Bases 72 to 1085 code for a protein of 337 amino acids. Gene Ontology annotation, biological process: coenzyme A biosynthetic process. NCBI's taxonomy places the organism in Eukaryota, Viridiplantae, Streptophyta, Magnoliopsida, Rosales, Cannabaceae. Gene Ontology annotation, cellular component: nucleus; cytoplasm.
GGGCUUAGAUUUGGAAUUGGGCUUUCUCAUCAUUCAUUCAUUCAUUCAUUCAUUCUCUGUCUGUCUGUUUGAUGAAUUUCAUGGUUUCUGAAUUUGCAAUGGACAAAGGCAACAUAAUUGAGGAAGAAGAUGGAGAUGGAGAAAUCCAAUCAUUUUUCAAUUCAGCUCCUCCUUUAAGGAACAAUGGUAAUGAUAUCAAUGCAAAGCUAGAGUGUUUCAAUGAGAUGAACAUAAAUGGAGGAAGAAGAAGAAGAAGAAGAAGGAUUGUGUGUGUUACAUCAGGUGGAACCACUGUUCCCUUGGAACAACGUUGUGUUCGCUACAUUGAUAAUUUCAGCUCAGGCCACAGAGGAGCAACAUCCACUGAGUACUUUAUUAAGGCUGGAUAUUCGGUUAUCUUUCUCUAUAGAAGGGGAACCUUCCAACCCUUUUGUUGUUCUCUUCCAGAUGAUCCUUUGUUACAGUGUUUUCAGUUAACUGAUGAUGAAUCACACAUCAAAGUACAGGACUCAUAUUCUGAAGCAGUAAAAAGGGCCAUUGCUGACCAUCAUUCUGCUGUGAAAAAUGGCUUCUUGUUGAAGCUUCCUUUCACAACCAUAUUUGAGUAUCUUCAGAUGUUGAGGAUGAUUGCAAUAUCUUUCAACAAACAUGGACCAAAUGCAAUGUUUUAUCUAGCUGCUGCUGUUUCUGACUUCUAUGUUCCUUGGCAAACCAUGGCAGAACAUAAGAUUGAAUCAGCAUCUGGGCCAUUGAACAUGCAACUUGCUCAAGUGCCAAAGAUGUUACCUGUGUUAAGACAACACUGGGCUCCAAAGGCUUUUCUCAUUUCAUUCAAGUUGGAGACAGAUUCAAAGAUUCUGUUGAAGAAGGCAGCUGCAGCUCUUGAAAAGUACAAGAUGGAUAUGGUGGUAGCGAAUGAGCUGUCAACUCGGAAAGAAGAGGUUGUUGUUGUGACAAGGACUGAAAAUAUUAGAGUUAGGAGAGACAUGAAUUUGGAUGUUGAUGAUGAUGUUGAACAUCCUCUAAUUCAACUUCUUGUUCAAAGGCAUUCAACCCAUAUUAACACCAAUUCUGAUCUAUGUUGAUGAUGAUAUCUUCUAAUUCUAAGCCUCAAAACUUACUAUUUUGAAUUUGUUGAAGAAAUAAUCAAGCAAUAAUAUACUGUCACAUUGUCAUGUGACUGACUUUGUAUGAACUCACCUCUUGUAUGAGAUAAUUUAAUCUUAAUGACAGACUAAAUUAACAGUUGUACGUC